Sclerotinia borealis F-4128 is the source of this 5556-nucleotide messenger RNA. The record is from the annotation of a GenBank genome assembly. Lineage: Eukaryota; Fungi; Ascomycota; Leotiomycetes; Helotiales; Sclerotiniaceae.
AUGGCUACAUCAACAGAAGCCAAAGAGUUGGAGCUCGUGGGCAAAGUCGAAAUGCGCAUUGCCUUGGCUGAAGAUAAUAAACUCGAAUCGAUCUUAAAGCCUUAUUUGCCGCCUCUCCUCCUCAAACUUGCUAGCGACCAUCAAAGUGUGCGAAACAAGGUUAUUUCAACAUGUCAACAUAUCAAAAUCCGCCUUGCUGGCAACAAGGAUAUUGUCUUGCCCGUGGCAGCUCUUUUAAAACAAUAUAAAGAACAUCCCGAGUCAUCGAUGUUACGGCAUUUUGAUCUUAUGUUCAUUCAACAAAGUGUGGGCAAGCUGUCUUCUAAGGAGCAAAUGGAUUUGAUACCUACACUGAUCCAUGGGUUGUCUGAAGAUGCUGAGAAGCCAACUUGUGCUACCAUAUUUAAUCUAUUUCUUCGUCUUUUACCGGAAUUCAAAGUACCUUCUCGUGGAAGUAAAGAAGAUACAGAAUUGAGGCAUCAGCUCGGCCUCGAUGAACACCAAGAAGACUCAAAGUUUAUAGCAUCAUGGUUUGGAAAGCUUGUACUGCUAUCAAUCGUACGAGCAGCGCCAUCGGGAGUAACGUGCCCAGGACUUACCGUUAAAGAAUACGAAUUCUUAACACUCAAUGGAAAGCAGGAAGUAUGGGAUCCGAGCUCAAAAGAAGGAUUGAACCUUACGCAAACAAAAAUCGCAGUUCUAAAUUUCCUUGCCAGUGGUACUUUCGUUGAUGAAGAGCGAUUCUUACCUGCGUUGUUCGCAUCUGCCGACACUAACUCUCGGAUUUCGAGCAUUGGCGAUGACCUAGUGAAGCGUUCAAGCGUUUCAUUGGAAAAUCCUGAAUUGGUGCGCAGUUUGCUAGACAUCUACUUCACUCUCAGACCUGCAUUGAAGACGAGGGUGCUUGUACUUUUAACAAAGUCCGCUAUAUCAACUACAUUUCCUACAGAUAUUGUCAAAAUUGUGCAAGAUGGGAUUCAGCCUGAUGACAAUACAAACCUUCCUGCGCCAGGCUUAGAGACUAUUAAAUUCCGAAAUGCAUUGUUCAAUUACAUGAACUGGGUUUCUCGCAUGGGGUCAGUUCAUGAUCUUAGUCAGGUCGCCCCACAACUUGUUGAAUUUUUGAGAACUUAUAUAGAGGAUCAAGGCUGGCCAGUACCUCACGAGAGAUCUUCAGACGCCGCUUCUCUACGUGCUUUAGCUUACGAAACCCUUGGUUCGCUCGCUAAGACUACCCCAUCUAUCGUUGUUGAAGAGAAUCUUUCUCUGAUUCGAUGGCUAUUUCGAUCACUCACCGAGGAAGGGUCAUCUGAUGAUAUAUUUGUCAGUAUAGAUGGAGCACUGGCGAGUUUGUUGAGUGCUUUCAAAGCACCUCUGUCUUCGAAUCUCCGAGAUGAACUUAGAUUGUUACUCCUUAAGUAUAUGACACUCAAUGAAGGUGGCGAGAUCGUCCGAAGUGCUCGUUUUGCGACCGUUCGCUGGGCAAACCGAUGCCUAGAGUACAGUGAUAUUGUGGCACGUUGGAUAGAUGUCCUCGCACUAAGUGCACGCACAGAUGAGCGCAGUGAUGUUAUCGAGGAAGGUUCAAAGGGCUUGGAUCCGUACUGGUAUCGACUCCUCAAUUCUACUGGUGCCUCGGUCGAAUGUCCCCUCCCUGAAUGGAGCGAGAUGAUCAAUAUAUUCUUUGGUACCCAAGCUUUAGUCGAGAACUCAAAUAUUGCCAAUACCAUGAAAACUGGGAUGGAAGUCGACAGCGUGUCUGUGUUUGGGAAUUUCUCUGGGCCGAGGAUUAAUGCUUUCCCGGCAGCUAUAAAUUAUAGUAGGAGGAUACUAUUGUUACGUGCCUUAGAAAAGACCGACACACCUCUUGGAAUCGAUGCAGACUGGGAACGUCAACUAGACGUGCUUUUUCGGUCCGACAAAGAUUCAAGAAAAGCCAUGAAAGAGCAUAUCAUGUCUGUCGAUCAGGAUGCACUACACACUUAUCUGUCAGCAGCUUUUGAAGGUAUGUUGCGUAAUGAUGGAAAUGGAUUAGGAGAAUGCGGCAAAUGCUUCGUAGAAGUCGCUUCAAUCUCGCCCAGGAGUGUGAUUGGCCGACUUGCAGAUAGGGCUAUUGAGAUUUUACCGUGCAUUAGAUCUAACAAUGUUGCAACUCGAUUCCUUGCAGCUCAGGCUAUCGGUAUACUUGCAGCUCAUCCCGAUAGAGACGAAGAGUCUCUCAAGAAGCUCAUAGAGACACUUAUGACCGACGUGGAACCUUGGUCAACGGCUGUAGGUGGUGAUGCAAAUAAGGUGCACGGAUCGACUCUUGCACUUGGUUAUGUGUUGAGUAGGGCAUCCUAUUAUGGUCGCGGUAGCUUUGUUCAAGGGGACAUUGUUGGAGAUGUCCUCGCACGAUUCAUCUCCAUGAUUGAAGGUGUCAGGGAUGCAUCGAUGAGAGAAGCUGUAUUGAAUGCCAUUGGUCAGACGAGCGCUUCGGGAGUUUUGACGCCCAAUAUUGUGGAAAAGUCAUCACUUAAGGUCGAUGGCCUCAUUAAACUUCUGCUUACGGAGGCCAAAAAAGGUAAUGAAAAGGCAAUGUCAACUCUAGGACGACUUUCUAUCAUCUUUGAUGAACCUGAAAUUUCCACAGAAGAUGGUCCACUUAAUGCUAUCAUCAAAGGUCUUUAUGACCUGUAUGAGCUAAAGCAGCCUGAAAUCCACUUCACUAUUGGUGAAGCUCUCAGCUGCGCUGGUGCUUGUUGGGACUCGGAAGUCUUACAGAUCAGCCUAGACGUUGACGCCAGUGGGUAUAUUGGAUGUCCUAAACGAUCUCAUACUUUCGAAAGCAUCGUUGAGAAGCUUCUAAAGGAUUGUAAAACCACGAAGCCCUCGCUCAAGAAGGCAUCUGGUAUCUGGCUCUUCAGCUUGAUUCAAUACAGUGGUCAUUUGGAGCAAAUCCAAGCACGAUUACGAGAGUGUCAAGCUGCGUUCAUGGGAUUACUCUCGGCACGCGAGGAAAUUGUACAAGAGACUGCUUCUCGAGGCUUGAGUCUUGUCUAUGAGCAGGGCGAUACAGAGCUUAGAGAGAAACUCGUCAAAGAUCUUGUUGCAAGUUUCACAGGCACAAGCACCCAGAUCAAAGUCCAUGAAGAAACUGAACUGUUUGAGCCUGGUGCACUGCCCACUGGGGAGGGUAAAUCUAUUACCUCUUACAAGGAUAUUGUAAGCCUUGCCAACGAAGUUGGGGAUCAAAGCUUAGUAUAUAAAUUCAUGUCACUUGCUACAAAUGCAGCUACUUGGUCUACCCGAGCAGCAUUUGGCCGGUUUGGCUUAAGCAACAUUCUCUCCGAAUCCGAGAUUGACCCCAAAUUGUACCCCAAAUUGUACCGCUAUCGAUUUGACCCAAAUCCUAAUGUUCAGCGGUCCAUGAAUGAUAUCUGGAGCGCUCUUGUCAAAGAUUCAAAUGCUACUGUCAACCAAAAUUUUGACGAGAUUCUCACUGAUCUUUUGAAGAGCAUCGUGGGAAAGGAAUGGCGAACGAGAGAGGCGAGUUGUGCUGCUAUUGCUGAUCUCGUACAAGGUAGAGACUUUGAGAAGUAUGAGAAACAUCUUCAUGACAUUUGGCAUGUUGCUUUUAAGGUUCUUGAUGAUAUCAAAGGCUCUGUUCGGAAGGCUGCUCUGUCGCUUAGUAUGGCUCUUACCGGUAUACUUGUCCGACAGGUAGAGGCAGGCACAUCUUCAAAGCAUGCACAAGCAAUGCUAAAAGACGUCUUACCAUUCUUACUUUCAGAUCAAGGUCUAGAAAGCUCGGCGGAAGAAGUCAGAGCCUUUGCAACCAUUACCGUGCUCAAACUCAUCAAGAGUGGCGGCAAAUCUCUUCUCCCAUUCGUACCCAAUCUCGUCGAACGACUCUUGGGCCUUUUGAGCACAAUGGAAAUGGAAGGUAUCGACUACAUAUAUCUACGUGCUGCCCAUUACAAUCUCACCGAAGAGAAAAUCGAUAGUGCCCGCACAAAUGCCGUUACUCAAUCUCCACUCAUGGAAGCCAUCGAACGCUGCCUUGAUAUAAUUGACGAAUCUACCAUGAAAGAAUUCGUUCCCCACCUCGAAAAUGUCAUCAGAACCACCGUUGGCAUGCCCUCCAAAGUUGGGUGUGGUGGUGUUCUCGUCAGUCUCUCAACCCGCCAUAGCCUUACCUUCCGGCCUCAUGCCGACCACUUUCUCAAAAUCCUUGAAAAAUCCGUUCUGGAUCGCAAUAAUGCUGUCAGCGCAUCCUAUGCCCGUGCGGCUGGCUAUGUCUCUCGACUAGCCUCCGAUAAAGCACUUCUCAGACUUCUCACAUUUUCUCAAGAUCUCUACUUCAAUGCCGAAGAUGAAACUCGCCGCCAGGUAUCUUCCGAUUUGAUCUAUGCUGUCUCCAAGUUUGCCACCGAUCAUUUUAACUCGCUAGCCUCCGAUUUCCUCCCGUUCGUCUUCUUUGCCAAACACGAUUUUGACGAUGCAACUAAAAAGCAAUUUGAAAAAACCUGGGAUGAAAAUGUAGGUGGAAGUAGAGCAGUCUUAUUAUAUGCAAGAGAAAUCAAUGAGAUGGUACUCAAACACAUUGAUUCCCCCAAAUGGACUAUCAAACACACCGCGGCUCUGACCAUUGCCAACGUUGUCACAUCCACAACCUCCACCACCUCGCCCACGAUUCCUGUCGUAACAUCCGCACUCAUUUGGCCUGCUCUCGAGAAAGCCCUCGCGCUUAAAACUUUCGUAGGAAAGGAAACCGUAUUGGCGAGUUUCAUAAAAUUUGUAAAAGAAUCUACUGCAUUCCUGGAAGCCGAGCCUAGUAUCGCAGCCCAGACGAAGAAAAUUGCAAUAAGAGAAGCUAAACGCAACAAUGAUAUCUAUCGACCAUUCGCAUUCGCAGCAUUAGGCAAAUACGCAGAAGCGAGAACGGAUGUAGAUAUGUGGGAUGAGGUACACAAUAUCAUUGUACCUACAUUGGAAGAUCUGAGUAGCGAAGAUCACAUGGAUACAAGUACAUCUACUUCAACUUCUGAUUCCAGGAAGAAAGACGGGGUCAGUAAGGGAGGCGAAUCGACAGAAUCGGCGACUAUCACUGCCGGAAUUGAAGCUCUGUUCCGCGGGAUUAACAUUAAAUAUCUCGAUCCAUCACCUCUCACUCAUCUUUCAAAACUCCUCGAUACUGUUACUCCGCUUCUCAAAUCACCUCUGACAACGAUCGCUACGCGUGCCGUACUUUACGAACGCAUCAAAGCUUUGUUUGAUGGGUUGAGAAAGAGAACGCAUACGCAGAAAGCGAAUAACUAUAAGAUGUGUGCUGGAUUUUUUGCGGUAUUGGAAUUAGGUAGCGGAGCUGGAAGUGAGAGCAUUCGAAUCAAGAGGGGAGAGGCGGCGGAAAUGAUUGUUGCGGCGUGGAAGGGGGGGGUGUUUGGUAUGUGGGGGGAGGGUAGAGAUGAGGUGAAGGAGGGAAUGGGGAAGGCGCUGGGUGAGGCGUUGGAAGGGGAAAGAAACGAGAGUGUGAAGAUUAUGUUGGGCAGAGUGAAGAAGGUGUUGGAGGAGUAG